Symbiodinium sp. CCMP2456 is the source of this 414-nucleotide messenger RNA. NCBI's taxonomy places the organism in Eukaryota, Dinophyceae, Suessiales, Symbiodiniaceae. The record is from the annotation of a GenBank genome assembly.
AUGUACAAACACGCUUUUGAUUCUUACAUGUCACACGCUUUCCCGGCGGAUGAGCUUCGACCUUUGUCCUGCGACGGGCGACUUCGGCGCGAGCGAGGUGAUCUCGAUGCCAUGCUGGGCAACUACUCGAUGACCUUGAUUGACUCCUUGGAUUCACUGGUUAUCUUUAAGCGUAAAACCGCUUUCAAGGUAGCAGUUUCUUACAUCGAUGAUAAUGUUCACUUCGGCAAAGAUCUGGAAGUGAGCACCUUCGAAGUCAACAUCCGCAUUCUGGGUGGUCUGUUGAGCGGGCACUUACAUGCCCAGAAGAUCCUGCCGAAGUAUGCGGGAGGUUUGCUGGAGAAGGCAAGACCAGGGCUUUGGAAUGGCCCGAAACCUUGCAACUACGCGGGAGCAGCCGAAGCUCCAGGCUGA